Messenger RNA from Pieris napi, 6410 nucleotides. RefSeq names its product toll-like receptor 6 (gene Toll-6). The record is from RefSeq and is a predicted model, not a curated record. The coding region runs from base 410 to 4261 and encodes 1283 amino acids. Gene Ontology annotation, cellular component: extracellular matrix. Gene Ontology annotation, biological process: signal transduction. NCBI's taxonomy places the organism in Eukaryota, Metazoa, Arthropoda, Insecta, Lepidoptera, Pieridae. The transcript is spliced from 2 exons. Gene Ontology annotation, molecular function: protein binding.
UUAACUCCCAGCAGUGUCGAGGUACGGUCGCGCCACUCGAUGCUGUGAUUCAACGCGAGCAUUCUGUAAAACACGACUGUCGUUACGUACACUGUUUACUGACUUUAAAAAUUCGUACCGUUAACUUCGUUUUAUAAUAAAACAACGCGUACAUGUUAUUUUAAAUUGUUUUAGGAUAUAAAUUAUCCUGGACGUCUUAAGUGAAAUAUGGAAUUUGUGAAUCAAGUUAGUCAGUGUUCCAGUGCAAUUACAAGGACUCCUUAUUAAAUUAGAACCGAUUGGAUUAUAAAUUGAUGGAUACUUCACAUCCGGCAAGGGGACACAGUCAACUAAUGCCGACGGAAAAAACAUGACACUACGUUUUCUCUCAGUUGAUUUUCUUCUAUCUUGAUGAUUGAUUUUGAUCACUAUGGCUUUUCAAGAAAUAUACUUCAAGAAUUCAGUCGUCGCCUACAUUAUAUUUUUAUUUAUUUUGAGGUUAAAUGUCGCCGAUCAGAGUUCAUUUCCGCUGAAAUAUGAAGCUCCUGAUGAUUGUCAGUGGUGGCUAAAGGGUCCUAACGACGCCCACGAAGUGUCCCUUACGUGUAAAUUACGGACAAUUAACAGUGAAUUCGAUACAACCAACUUUAGUGUUAUUCCUUCUGAGCACACAACUUCUCUCAGAAUUGAGUGUAACGAAGAGAUUAUGUACAAAAGCUCUCUCGAUGAUCGUAGUUUUGCGCAUCUAGUGAAGUUACGUGAGCUUAUAUUGGACAACUGUAAAAUUGGACGAUGGCCCCCGGGUGUGCUCUCUGGACUGAGAGACCUUCGAAAUCUUACAGUAAGAACAAAAAAUACCGAAUGGAGUGCAAUGAGCUUAGAAAUAGCGUCAGAAAGCUUUACAGCCGUGCGUCAAUUAGAAAAACUGGAUUUAAGUUUUAACAACAUCUGGUCGUUUCCUGAAAAUUUGUUUUGCCCAUUAACGAAUUUAGUUUAUCUAAACGUUUCCUCAAAUAGACUUCAGGAUGUCAGUGAUUUGGGAUUCAGAGAAAGGGCAAUGCAUCAAGCUUUAAUUAGUGAACACGAGGGACCACCGCCAUCGGCAUUGAUUCCUCACGCAUCGUGCUCCUUAGAUAUCGAAGUGUUAGAUGCCUCCAAUAAUCAUUUUGUGUUAAUGCCCGAAAAUGGAUUUCAUGCCUUACGCAGAUUAAAAGAACUGCACAUUCAUGAUAAUGAAAUAUCGAUGGUGGCUGACAAAGCGCUAGCGGGCCUUAAACAGUUACAAAUAAUAGAUCUCUCCAACAAUAAAAUUGUGGCCCUCCCUCAAGACCUUUUCAAAGAUUGUAGGCCGGUGAUAAAAGAAAUAUAUCUACAAAAUAAUUCAAUAAGUGUGCUUUCUCCUACACUAUUCGCCAACCUUGAUCAAUUAUUGGCGCUAGAUUUAUCAAAUAAUCACCUCACGAGUACGUGGAUUAAUGAAAAUACUUUCGCUGGUCUUAUUAGAAUGGUACUACUUAAUUUAUCUAACAACCGAUUAACAAAACUAGAUCCAAAAAUAUUCAAGGACUUGUAUACACUACAGAUUUUAAAUGUUCAGCGUAAUAUGCUGGAAAGUAUUGCUGCAGACACAUUUGCUCCUAUGAAUAAUCUGCAUACGCUGAUUUUGUCAUAUAAUAAGAUAUCACAUAUGGAUGCCUACGCACUGAAUGGUCUCUACGUAUUAUCUUUAUUAUCCAUUGAUUAUAAUCGUCUUGAAGAAUUGCAUCCGGAAGCGUUUCGAAACACUUCUUCUUUACAAGACCUCAAUUUAAAUAGUAAUCGAUUGAAAAAAGUACCUACAGCGCUGAGAAACAUGCGCUUAUUACGAACUCUCGACCUUGGUGAAAAUCAAAUAACCUCAUUGGAAGAACCUGGUUUUGUUGGACUGCAUAACGUAUACGGACUACGUCUGAUUGGAAACAAGAUAGAAAAGAUAAGUAAGGAUGUAUUUAGCGAUUUACCAUCGUUGCAAAUUUUAAACUUAGCGCGUAAUAAAUUACGCUUUAUAGAUACUAGUGCAUUUGAAAAUUUAAAGACAUUACAAGCAAUUAGAUUAGAUGCCAACCAGAUUACAGACAUCCAAGGGCUUUUUGUAAAUACUUCUUCUCUGAUGUGGUUAAACGUCUCAGAUAACAAAAUAGACCGGUUUGAUUACUCUGCUAUUCCGAAGAAACUUCAAUGGCUGGAUCUCCAUAGUAACAAUAUUAAAGAAUUGGGAAAUAGUUACCGCUUAGAUAAGGAAUUGCUAUUACAGACAUUAGACGCUAGCUUCAACAAAAUGACAAAAAUAUUUACCUACUCUAUUCCCAGUAGUAUCGAGCUGCUCUUCUUGAACGAUAAUCAAAUUACACAAGUUGAGGCUCAAACUUUCGUUGGAAAAACCAAUUUAACGAGAGUCGAUUUGUAUGCAAAUCAGAUCACUAGUAUGGAUCUCAAUGCGCUUCGCCUAACUCCAGUUGAUCCGGGGAGGCCUCUGCCCGAAUUUUAUAUUGGUGGAAAUCCAUUUCAGUGUGAUUGUACUAUGGAGUGGUUACAACGUAUAAAUAAACUAGAUCACCUCCGACAACACCCUAGAGUGAUGGACCUAGAAAGUAUUUAUUGCAAACUGUUAUAUAAUCGUGAAAGGACCUAUAUACCUCUAGUUGACGCUGAGUCAUCUCAGUUUUUGUGUACAUAUAAAACUCAUUGUUUUACGUUGUGUCAUUGUUGUGAUUUUGACGCGUGUGAUUGUGAAAUGACGUGCCCGUCGAACUGUACCUGUUAUCAUGACCAACCGUGGUCGGCAAAUAUUGUGGACUGUUCAGCUGCUGGGUAUUCUGAAAUACCUAACAGUAUACCUAUGGACGCUACGGAACUGUAUCUAGACGGUAAUAACUUCGGCAGCUUAACAAGCCACGCUUUUAUAGGUCGUAAGAACUUAAAAAUAUUGUACGCAAAUAACUCGAAUAUUGACGCUCUGUAUAAUAAUACAUUUAGUGGACUAAAACGCUUGACUGUAUUGCAUUUAGAAAAGAACAACAUAAAGGAGCUGUUAGGAUUUGAAUUAUCGCCCUUAGAGAAUUUACGGGAAUUGCAUCUCCAAGACAAUAAAAUACAUUAUAUCGAUAAUCGAACGUUCAUCGAACUUAUGCAUUUAGAAGUUUUACGGCUCGAGGGAAACAACAUUUAUAGCUUCGCCGUGUGGCAAUUCACGAUGAAUCCAUAUUUGGUAGAGAUAAGUCUUUCACGCAAUCCCUGGUCCUGUGACUGUCUAUACAUACAUAAAUUCCGAAAUUGGUUUCGAAACAACCUCGGUAAAGUUGAAGAUGCCAAGAAAAUUACCUGUAUCUUUGACAAUAUUACUAACGCAGUUGGACCUCACAUGUCCGACUUUAACUCAACGAUUUGUACAAGUCACGUCGGUGGAGUUUCAUCGAUUAUCGAGAACCAAGUCAUAAAUGAUUACCUCCCAUUAUUGUUGAUAUCACUAUGCGUAUUUGUGAUAAGCUCUGUCCUCAUAUGCGGCGUAUUUUACUGGAGACGUGAAUUGAGAGUAUGGAUAUAUUACCAUUGUGGAUUAAGAAUGUGCUAUAAAAACACAUCGUUCGAUGACGAAGCCGAUAAAGACAGAUUAUUUGACGCCUACAUAAGUUAUAGCGUGAAAGACGAGGCCUUUGUAGCUCAAAUGCUUGCUCCGGGCUUAGAAUCUACAGAUCCUAGUUUUCGGCUGUGUUUACACUACCGCGACUUCAACGCGUCGGCCUACGUAGCAGACACAAUUAUCGAGGCCGUUGAAUCCUCGAAAAGAACAAUUAUAGUGUUAUCUAAAAACUUUAUAAAUAACGAAUGGUGUAGAUUCGAGUUUAAAACGGCUCUCCAUGAAGUGUUAAAAGAAAGGCGAAGAAGACUGAUAAUAAUAUUGUUAGGUGAUUUACCGAAUAGAGACAUUGAUCCCGAGUUGAGGUUGUGUUUAAAAGCGAAUACGUGUAUAGAGUGGGGUGAUAGACAGUUUUGGCAAAAGUUAAGGUUCGCAAUGCCGGACUUGCGGAAGUGUCAAUAUCACCGAUCGACGGUGAAUAUUUACGCGUCGGUGUCACCUAUGGGGGCAGGGCGGGCGCCGGCGCCGCCCCCGCCCCCGCCGCCUGGCAAGCUGCCCCCCUUGCUGGGUGACGGCCUGGCGGACCGGCUCGCUGUCUCCACGAGCGUCCAUGCGCGUGACGCACACCCCCACCGCAUACCGCCGCACGCGCAGCUGUGGGCGUAGCGUAUGCUUCAACGCAGUGCCUCAUCAGAACGCACUGCGUACACCUGGCUUCCGGAUACCAGGAUUGAAUUCUCUUCACCCUACAGUCGCCGUCAGAGCUCCAACUCCACUGUCUACGAGAGUGACUGAUGUUGCGACUCCUUCGAUCAACUCGAAGAAGCAUUGUUAUAAGACAAUUUUGUGCGCGAUUGUACAUCGGUUUGUUAAUACCAGUGAAUUAAGAAUAUUAUUUAGAGUAUAGCUGCCCUUACUGCAAACGAAGAGAGUAUUUUGACCUAUAUAAUGGACCUGGGAGCAAAAUUUAUUUGGAGAAAUUAAGUGUAUACGCCAAAAUUUUUCUCUAUUGAAAAUAUGAUAAAUUAACCAAAGAAUGUUCCCUAGCAGAUGUUAAAAAUAUCAGUACUAAAUUCCCGUCAGACGGAAUCUUCCUAACAUUUUUGCCCAUAAAUUUGCUAAUAUUCCCCGCAUUUACCGAGAUGGGAGCGUAAAACUUCUUAGUUACUCAAAAUGAAUAUUUAUGGCUUACAUGUAUAGCCCAUUUAUGGGCAAAGUUGAUGUAUAGAACUAUUGCUACUUAAUUCUAAGCUUUUCGUUUCCAAUAAUGAAUUCGGUCGCUAUUUUAUUACAUUUUCACGAUAUUCAUAGACCGUAUUAUCACGAUAUUGUAUCCAUUUUCUUGAACCUACUUAACUAUUCUAUAAGCGUAGUAGCUGUAAGGAAAGUUUUCAUAUAAGGCUUUAUACGGGGCCUAGUUAUGUAAAGUGGAUUUUAUAUAUUUUUAGGAGAUGACAUCAUCUUUGUAGAUAGACCUUAUGUGAAAAUUGAGUAUUGGCAAUAUCAUAUUUAAAAAUAUCUUUGUUCCUAAUUUAAAAUCUGUAAAUUUUUCACACUCCACGUACUUUGUAAAAAUACGUUUUUCAUUUGUUAAUACGAUAAGUUUAGCAAUAUAAAUGUUAAAGCUAUUGUUAAGAAAGUCCUACAAAUUCUUAAAAUGAUAGUAAUUAGAUAGAAAUAAUAAAUAAUUUGCUGUGAUUUUGAUUUACGAGAAUUUCAUUUAAACAAUUAUGUACAGUAGUUACGUAAGUGUUAGUACUGUAUAUAAUAAGAUUUAUUUUUGUAAAAUAGACUGCCACGGGUUUCAAACACACGAUAUCUAGCAUAUUGUUAAAUGUACAUAUAUAAGGUAGAAAUACUUUUCAUUUAAUGUUGAAAUUAAGAAAUUGCAUAGUUAUGGAUAACAACUAUUUUAUCAUUUAUCUGUAAAAUACAGCAUGUCCAUUAUAACAAUUUAAUUAAUUUAUCAAGGAUUUUAUUUACAUGUCAUGGAAAAACAUCGUUGUCGAAAAAAAAUUAUUGUGUGUAUUAAAAAAAUCAUAAAUAAUUUUUGUAAUAUAUUACAUUGAAUUGUAGUCGGCACGUAUUUUGGAAAUAUACUUCUAGUAGCAAGACCAUGAUAACGACUUCUUCUUCUUCUUAUUUGUUUCGAGAACGAUUCAUUACCUUUCUAACACUUUUUACUUUCAUGAACGAUCACUUACUAACUGGAAAAGAUUUUGCGUCUUUAUUAAAAGUUUACACAUGUACUUCUAGUAGCAAAAUACGAACGAAUACUGCGCUAACGAAUCAUUUCAAUUUUCGUUUCGAGAAACAUCCAUCACCAUUUUAACAUCUUUUAAUUUCAUUUUAAUUUCCUCAUUUGGAAUGACUUUGCGUCGUUAUGGAAAGUUCGCACAUGUACUUCUAGAAGUAAAAUACUAAGGACUACUUCAUAUAUGCUUGAAAAAAUGAAGCUUUUUAUCGGAAGUUUGGGGACAUGCUGUACCUAAUGUCUUACACUAAAUAUAAAACAAAAUGUACUCAUUAAACCACAGACCUACAUGUAGAUAUAAAUACAAUUUAUCCCUCAAUAAUUUAAUUACAAAAUAAAUUUAACUCUCUUAUACCUAUUAAAAUUUUUGAACAUAUGAAUAUAAUUAAUAACAUUUAGCUUUAGAACAAAAGUGGCCUACAAAGUGCAAUUGUAACCAAAAAUAAUGGAUUUUAUUAAACAUUUUCGAAAUAGGUCACUUUCGCUCUAACAUAUAUUAAUAAUUUAUUCCUCUUUAUCGUUUAACCUUCCAUGUAAUUAACAAUCGAAACAUUUUGUAUA